UGUUUUCCAAGAAAAGCUCGCGAUUUUCAAUUCUGGUGGACUUCCAGGAAACGCUUGUCACAAACCGGUUUCGGGUUAGCAUUGAAACGUAUACUCAACUGUAACUGGUUUAUCAAAAUUCCACGAUCGAUUCAGUCACGUGCUUACAAAUCCACAACACGGAACUUCGUUAAGAGUGAAAUCCGGGUCGAAGACAGCUAGCUAGCUAGCUCAUAUAAAUAGGCCAAUAGUAGAUGGUCAUACUAAUAGCAGUAGAAACAGUGACACUGACUCUGACAGUAAAAUGGCUUUGAAUGAAGAUGUAUUACGGUUACCUGGAGAUCCUUUACCAGAAGGAUGUGUAUUAAGACUGUACAGUAUGAGAAUGUGUCCAUAUGCACAGAGAGCUCGACUAGUAUUAGCAGCUAAAGAUAUAAAGUAUGAUCGUGUUAAUAUAGAUCUUAAUAAUAAACCUAAUUGGUUCUUUGAUGUUAAUCCUAAUGGAGAGGUACCUGUUAUAAUACACAAUGGCAGUCAUAUCUAUCAGUCACUAGUCUGCGCAGAAUAUGUAGAAGAAGCCUUUCCCACACCAAAGUUAUACAAUACAGAUCCAGUUGACAGAGCUUGGGAAAAAAUUUAUUAUGGACACUGGAAUUCUAAGGGAAUCCCGGCCUUCUAUAGUUUAAUGAAAGCCGGCUGUCUGGAACCAGAGCAAACUAAAAGACUUACAGAACAUAUCACAGUUAUGGAAAAUUUCUUGCAGAAAAAGAAAACACCAUAUUUCAGUGGAAAUAAACUUGGAUUUGCAGACUAUAUGAUCUGGCCCUGGUUUGAGAGAAUGCCAAUGCUAGGGGAAAUAACAGGAUUUCAGAUGACAAAAGAAGUUUUUCCAAACCUUAUGGCGUGGAUAGACAAAAUGUGGCAAGACAAGGCUGCACAAGAAUGUAAAAUUGAUUCCAAGUUAUUUGUAGACCAUUAUUCUAAAUACAGAACUGGAAAACCUGAUUUCACCAUCGGUGCCCAGAAAGAUAACAUUGUCCAUGAAACUUUGGAAAACUUGGAUGGUUUAAGAGAUCCUUCAACAAGAUUUCGACAAGAAAAGAACUGAUCAUUUUGAAUUUAUGUUGUACAUGUAUAUCCAUUAAAGGAAAUAUUGUUAUAUUGUUUUCCUGUGCAAAACAUUAAUUACAUAUAUAUAAUGAUUUAAUUUAUAACAAACUAUCUAUUGCAAAUUACUUACUCAUGCAUGUCUGUCUACUUGAAUAUUUGCAGAGGGGUUCAUGGAUAUGUACAGUGAGGUGUCUAUCAUGAUCAUAGAAUCUGUGAUGUAUUUGUAUUGAAGUACAACAAACUUUUUAACAAAGGUUAAAAUAAGAAUGAGAUGGCCCCUUUUCAUUGAAGAAAUUAAGUUCUAUAAAAUUUGAAAUUGCUAGUGCUGCUAGGUAAAACCAGCGGUUGCCAGGCAAGUUACACUGACAAAUUGUAACUUCUAGCAGGUCCACAAGCUAAAAACGUGAAUUUGGAACAAUCAGGGGCCAUAAUGCAAGAAGUUAGGUUUUGAUAUGAGCGAUUAUCGAAAGGAUAAAAAUAUUUGUGAUAUAAACAUAGGGGGUCCACAACCUUGAUAUGCCGUACUUUUACUCUAUUUGCGUUCAAGGAGUGGCGAUUUAGUCUGGCAGUUCCGGUCCCAUUUUCACGAAAUUCGAACUGUAUGUUGUAACGGUGAUAUCUUCAGACGUUUUUUGUAAAUCGGAUAAAAUAUUGUGACCUCUAGAGUGUCCACAAGCUAAAAAUGUGAUUUUUUUGUGCAAUCAGGGUGAAUAAUCUAUGAAGUUACGAUAGGAACGGAGAUCUUUGGGUGGCACACCUAUAUUUCAAGUUUCAUUAAUAUCGGAUAAAAAUUGUGACCUGUAGAGUGUCCACAAAUAAAAUGUGAUGGGACGGACAGACAAGGGCGACAACAUUAUACGUCCAUGUGAUAAUCAUUUUAAAUGUAUCAACUCUGCACAAAUGGUUGUUUUUCAAUGGUUAAUAUUAUUAUAAUCAUUUUGUAGUUAAAUGCUUUCACUCAUCAUUAUGAAGAUGCCAGUAAUAAAAAAUUGUUAUGGUAUAUAUUGUUUUACAUGUACUUGCUUUAUACCGUUGUGGGGGUGUGGAGGGGUGGAUGGUCGAAUGGUUGGCAUGUGUACGCUGUAUCAUAAGGUCUGUCAUUGAGUCAACUGGCGUGGUUUCGAUUCCCCCAGUUGUACGUGACAAGGAGUAGUGCUGCCUGUCCAACCUUGUGGGUUUUCUCCGGGUCCUCUGGUUUCCUCCCACUGCUAAAGACCCCUACGCGCAAUCAAAUUAUUGAAAUAAAAUUGAAACAUGUGUUAGUCCCGAAAAGACCUAGUUUGGGUCGACUCCUUAAACAACUUACUGGCUCCCUGUUUCUUUUCGCAUCGAUUUCAAAAUUUUGUGUCUUAUAUAUCUGUCAAUCAGCUCUCCAUAUAUAAUGCAAAUAAAAAUUGAAAACAA
Molecule: messenger RNA, 2493 nt
Organism: Patella vulgata (common limpet)
Lineage: Eukaryota; Metazoa; Mollusca; Gastropoda; Patellidae
Product: glutathione S-transferase omega-1
Exons: 7
Coding region: 284-1087 (267 amino acids)
Biological process (GO): glutathione metabolic process
Cellular component (GO): cytoplasm
Molecular function (GO): glutathione dehydrogenase (ascorbate) activity; glutathione transferase activity
Source: RefSeq, a predicted model, not a curated record